Messenger RNA from Penicillium soppii, 1962 nucleotides. Its product is annotated as tRNA adenylyltransferase. Lineage: Eukaryota; Fungi; Ascomycota; Eurotiomycetes; Eurotiales; Aspergillaceae. Gene Ontology annotation, molecular function: ATP:3'-cytidine-cytidine-tRNA adenylyltransferase activity; RNA binding. The record is from RefSeq and is a predicted model, not a curated record. The transcript has a single exon. The coding region runs from base 1 to 1962 and encodes 653 amino acids. Gene Ontology annotation, biological process: tRNA 3'-terminal CCA addition.
AUGCGGCUGCGCUCUAUUGGGUCUUUGUUUGAGGCUUUCGGUCUUCCUUCAGUUAAAGCUCCACUUGCCCGCACUCUAGCGAGAGGAGCAGGUCAAAAACGACCAAUUCCACAAGAUCUGCCCCUCCGAACCUACUUUACACCUUGUCGCUCUUCCAUGCGCAACACCGAACCGGACCCGAACUUCCCAGAGCGAGUCUGUAAAAGGCGGCGCAUAUCGUCCCGCGAGCGAAAACACUCAUAUGCAACCAUGACCCCCACCAUUCCUACUAUUGAGCUCACUCCGCUCGAGAGCACCCUACGAACCCUCCUCCUUGAUGUAGCCCGAUACAUCAGUGAACAAAAGGCCGUAACAGAAGGAAACGAUGAAACAAAUCGUUCGGAUACCGUUUUGCGAUUCACAGGAGGUUGGGUGAGGGACAAGCUACUUGGAGUUGAAAGCCAUGACAUCGACGUAGGCAUCAGCAAUAUGACCGGAUACCAGUUCGGAAUGGCUCUGAAAGAAUACCUGGAUGUGCCAGAACGUCUUGAAAAAUACAAGCAAAGUCUUCCAAAGGGCGAAAUGCACGAUGCUAUCGUUAGCCUUCACAAAAUUGAGGCCAAUCCGGAGAAGUCAAAGCACCUUGAGACUGUUACAACCAAAAUCUUCGGCCUAGAUAUUGACUUAGUCAAUCUGAGGAAGGAAACAUACUCAGAUGAUAGCCGAAAUCCCCAAAUGGAGUUUGGCACUGCGGUCGAAGACGCUUUGAGGCGCGAUGCGACUAUCAAUGCGCUUUUCUACAAUCUUAAUGAAUCGCGAUUGGAGGACCUUACUGAAAGAGGACUGGACGAUAUGGCACAGCAGAUCAUUCGAUGCCCAAUGGAGCCCUACCAGACCUUCAAAGACGAUCCUCUGCGCGUACUUCGGUUGAUCCGAUUCGCCAGCAGGCUGGGAUAUCAGAUUGACCAAGAAACAGAGGCAGCUAUGCAGAUCGAAGACAUUGGCGAGGCACUCAAACUUAAGAUCAGCAAGGAACGUGUGGGAACCGAGCUAGAAAAGAUGCUGCGUGGUAAGAUAUUUGGGCUUAACGAUCACAGCUUGUACACAAUUAACACGUCACUUGCAGGUCCUGACCCUCGUGGUGCAUUAGAAUUCAUUGAUCGACUGAAGUUGUUUCCCACGAUUUUUGCCAAUCACCAGGAUGAUGUUAAGGCUGAUACAUCGACAUGGCCUCUUGCCUACAAUACACUGGCACGGUUGCUCCGGCCAGAACCUAUCGACAACCAGGAAUUUCAGGCCUCUACGAAGCGAGUUCGCGAUAUUUUAUUUCGUGACAAAUCUACCUUAUAUCAUGCCUGGAUGGUUGCGACAUUUGCUCCUUGGUGCUUCAUCCCCGCCCGUUGCGUGAAAGGUCCUAAAGGGAAGCCCUUGCCCCCACGCGUGGUUGAAGUCGCUAGAGACAGUCUCCGCACGGACAACAAGACUCUCAAUGGGCUACGUGCUGCAGCUCAGCACUACGAAGAAAUCAUCAAAACCAAAACCGCGUUCCUGGCCAAGGAACUCAGUGGAACACCUGCAGAGAUUCGACAGCGAAUUGGGCUGCAAAUUCGGGCGUGGAAUAAGGACUGGAAACUGUGCAUUCUUCUGGCUAUUCUGCAUGAAGUCAUGGGGCUCCGUGACUUUUCAAAAGGUAAGAUCCAUCCCGUCCUGCAUUCUGAUCCUUUGUCCUCACACUGUGUAGUGGCCCAGGAAUACGACCAAUUCCUUGCGUACAUUGUAGAAAAUGACCUGGAGGAUGUUUGUGACCUCCGGCCAGUUGUAAAUGGUGAUGAAAUUAUGGAAAGCCUUGGGAUCAAAAAAGGACCAUGGAUGGCAAAGGCAGUUAACAUGAGCCUUGAAUGGCAGCUUCUUCAUCCCGAGAUCACCGACAAGGAAAGGGCGUUGGAAGAAAUCGUUGGCCGACGAGCAGAAUUGGGGUUGUGA